Molecule: messenger RNA, 4041 nt
Organism: Drosophila nasuta
Lineage: Eukaryota; Metazoa; Arthropoda; Insecta; Diptera; Drosophilidae
Gene: Cand1
Product: Cullin-associated and neddylation-dissociated 1
Exons: 8
Coding region: 189-3926 (1245 amino acids)
Biological process (GO): SCF complex assembly
Source: RefSeq, a predicted model, not a curated record
UACUUGUGCAUUUUCCAGUUCCAGUUUCAACACGCAAAAUUUUGUGCCGGAAAAAAAAUUAAAUAGAGUUUUCAUUGUCUAAGACAUAAAGAAUUUGUGAGUCGCUCACAAAAUCAUUGAAUCGGCAACUGUGUACAAAAUUUCAGAUAAUUAACCACAUACUGCUUACACCACAAGAACCAUAGAUCAUGGCGUCGCAUCAAUAUCACCAAAUUGCAAAUUUGCUGGAAAAAAUGACGUCCACGGACAAAGAUUUUCGAUUCAUGGCCACAAACGAUUUAAUGACUGAGUUGCAAAAAGACAGUAUAAUACUGGAUGACGAGUCGGAGAAAAAAGUGGUGCGCAUGGUUCUCAAAUUGCUCGAAGACAAAAACGGUGAAGUGCAGAAUUUGGCAGUGAAGUGUUUGGGGCCGUUGGUCAACAAAGUAAAAGAAAAUCAAGUGGAGACAAUUGUGGACUCGCUCUGCGGCAACAUGAUGUCGAAUGUGGAACAACUGCGCGACAUCUCAAGCAUUGGCCUCAAGACCGUCAUUGCCGAGUUGCCGCAAUCAUCGAAUUCCCUUGCGCCUAAUGUCUGUCAGCGUAUAACUGGCAAAUUGAGCAUUGCCAUUGAGAAGGAAGACGUUUCGGUCAAGUUAGAGUCCCUGGACAUAUUGUCCGAUUUGCUGUCGCGCUUUGGCGAGUUUUUGGUUCCAUUUCACAACACAAUAUUGAAGGCUCUAAUGCCUCAAUUGGCUUCACCUCGCCAGGCUGUACGCAAACGAACUAUUGUUGCGCUCUCAGUGCUGCUAAUUCAGGCAAAUAGUAAUGCCUAUAAUGGUGUGGUCGAUCACUUGCUGGAAGGACUCGAAAAUCCUCAAAAUCCUGGAGCCAUUCGAACCUAUAUUCAAUGUUUGGCUUCAAUUUGCCGUCAAGCUGGACAUCGUCUCUGUAACCAUAUCGAUCGCUCGAUGCUGCUACUCAAGCAAUAUAGCCAGCGUGAUGAUGAUGAACUCCGAGAAUUCUGCUUGCAGGCCUGUGAAGCGUUUGUGCUGCGUUGUCCGGAUGCUAUAAAUCCACACAUUCCUAUGAUCCUUGAACUAUGCCUUAAGUAUGUAACAUACGAUCCCAACUACAACUAUGAGGCCGACGACGGUGAUACAGGGGUUGCUAUGGAUACUGAAGAAGAUGAAUACGUCGACAGCGAGGAAUAUAGCGAUGAUGAUGAUAUGAGUUGGAAAGUUCGACGUGCUGCUGCUAAAUGUUUGGAAGUUUUGAUUGCAACUCGUCAGGAGUUAAUUGAAGAAUUCUAUCGUACGUUGAGUCCAGCUCUAAUUGCUCGAUUCAAGGAGCGUGAGGAGAAUGUCAAAUCGGACAUAUUUCAUGCAUAUGUUGCAUUGUUAAGAAACACACGUCCUGCUGAUGAUAUGGCUCAUGAUCCCGACUCCAUGGAUCAAAUUUCGGGUCCUACUUUAUUGCUAAUAGAGCAGUUACCUCAAAUUAUCAAAUCAAUUCAACCAUUGAUGCGUGAGAAAUCAAUGAAAACGCGUCAGGACUGUUUCUUAUUGCUUCGUGAGCUCUUGAACUCUCUACCCGGUGCCCUUGGGCCGCAUCUGGAGAGCAUUGUGCCUGGCAUAAGCUAUUCGUUAAACGACAAGAGUUCCACAAGCAAUAUGAAAAUCGAGUCGCUGGGCUUCCUCUGCUCAUUGCUUCAGGGUCAUCAACCACAAGUAUUCCAUCCACAUAUCUCACUGCUUGUGCCACUGGUGGUUACAUCGGUCUUUGAUCCCUUCUAUAAGAUUGCUACUGAGGCGCUGUUGGUGCUGCAACAACUUGUGAAAGUUGUACGUCCAUUGGGAAUGAAUGCUAUUAAAUCGGACUUUGAUGUGACCCCAUUCGUCACUCAGGUGUAUUCGUGUACCUUGCAGAAACUAAAAGUAACCGAUGUUGAUCAAGAGGUUAAGGAGCGUGCCAUUGCGUGCAUGGGUCAAAUUAUUGCCAAUAUGGGUGAUUUACUCAAAAGCGAGUUGGCAGUCUGCCUGCCCAUCUUUAUGGAGCGUUUGAAAAACGAAGUGACGCGCCUUAGCAGUGUUAAGGCUCUCACCAUGAUUGCCGCAUCGCCAUUGCGUAUUGACUUGUCACCCAUUCUCCACGAAGUGUUGCCCACUUUGGGCACUUUUCUGCGAAAGAAUCAUCGCGCAUUAAAACUACACUCGCUGGACCUCAUCAACAAGAUUGUGAUCAACUACUCCUCUAAUUUUGAACCCAAUGUGCUUCAGACUGCUAUUGUGGAAAUUCCUGGACUAAUUUCGGACUCCGAUUUACACGUUGCUCAAUACUCAUUAACUUUAUUAAGUACAACAGCACGUCGCCAGCCGCAGGCAUUAGUUGGAAUACACGAGAAAUUUUUGCCAUCUGUAUUAUUAUUGGUUCGCUCGCCAUUGUUGCAGGGAAGCGCUUUGCAAUGCACUUUGGAGCUGUUCCAAGCUUUGGUUCAGGCCCAAUUAUCUGGAUUGGAUUAUCACUCACUGGUGUCAAAGCUAAUGGAACCCGUUUUAACUGGUAGUGAUCCAGCGGGCAAGAAUCCCAGCGAGCAGUUACAGCUGCACAAGCAGGCAUAUCAUUCAUCGGCAAAGUGUAUUGCGGCCUUAACUCAGCAAUGCCCGCAGGUCGCAACUCCAUUGGCCACUCAACUGAUGGCUGAGUUGCAGAAACGCGAUAACAAGGAUACACAAAUAAUCUUCUGUUUGCUUACAAUUGGCGAAAUCGGCAGACACUUUGAUUUAAGCAGUAUCCAAGUGCUGCCGCAAACAAUCAUUGAAUGCUUUGGUGCCACCUCUGAGGAUGUUAAAGCAGCUGCUUCGCAUGCUCUUGGGGCCGUAUCUGUGGGCAGUCUGCAAACAUAUUUGCCGCUUAUCUUAAAGGAGAUUGAGGCACAGCCCAAGCGGCAGUAUCUUCUGCUGCACUCAUUGAAAGAGGUCAUAUCAUCUCUGUCGGUUACACCUAAUGGCCUGUCUCAAUUGUUGCCAUCGGUGCCUUCGAUUUGGACACAACUCUUUAAGCAUUGUGAAUGUUCAGAGGAAGGAUCACGUAACGUUGUUGCCGAAUGCCUAGGCAAACUUGUGCUCGUGAAUCCGGAAGAAUUACUACCGCAAUUGCAACAAGCUUUGCGAUCGGAGAGCGCUACCAUGCGCACUGUGGUUGUGUCUUCGGUCAAAUUCACAAUAUCUGAUCAGCCGCAACCAAUUGAUUUGCUACUCAAGCAAAGCAUUGGCGAGUUUUUAUUCGCUUUACGCGAUCCAGAACCACAAGUGCGUCGCGUAGCUCUAGUUGCAUUCAAUUCGGCAGUACACAACAAACCGAGUUUGGUGCGCGAUCUAUUACCAACGCUUUUACCAUGGCUAUAUUCAGAGACAAAAGUUAAAAGUGAACUCAUACGCGAAGUGGAAAUGGGACCAUUUAAGCAUACUGUUGACGAUGGUCUUGAUAUACGAAAAGCUGCAUUCGAAUGCAUGUAUACGCUACUUGAACAGGGUCUGGAAAGGGUGGACGUAAUGCAAUUCAUGGAUCAUGUUCAGGCUGGCCUCUGUGAUCAUUAUGACAUCAAAAUGCUGACGUACCUAAUGACAGCGCGACUUGCUGUACUAUGUCCCGAUAAAGUUUUGCUAAGAUUGGAUCAGUUUGUUCAGCAAUUGCGCGAUACUUGCACACACAAGGUAAAGGCCAAUUCGGUUAAGCAGGAGUAUGAGAAGCAAGAUGAACUGAAGCGUUCCGCUCUACGAGCGGUGUCUGCCCUCUCGCAAAUACCCAAAGCAAAUAAAAAUCAGCAGUUAUUAGACUUCUUAAAGUCGAUAAAAGAAACUCCAGAACUGUGUAAAAUUUAUGAAUAUGUGCAAAAGGAUUCCAUUACCGGCAAUUCAGACAUUAUUGCCAUGGACCAAACUUAAAUGUGUAUUGAACGAGCGCUGAUCUUUGAAUACUAAUUUUAUUGAUAUAAAGUAAUAAGAAUUUGUGAACACAAAAAAAAAAAAAAGAAAAAUGUAUCUUCUUCUGAUACAGCCA